CCCGAGCGUGGUGAAGAGGCUUUUCUUUGUUGGUCAUCGGUCGUCUCGGUCUCGAAAGUGGCUUGAAGAAUAAAAGCACACACGAUAUACAACUACACUGCAAUAUAAAAUAAAACCGCGAUGCGUUUCCCGCUGUGCUGAUUUGAUGAGGUUUAUUAUUUUUGCCUUCGCGACGAGUGCCCGUUGUAAUGUGCGCAGGGUUCGUUGUAAUGGUACAACGUUCGGUAUCAAGAGCUAGCAGUUGGAUGAUCCCACUGUCACCGGAAGCGUUCCGAUUUAGUGCGCCGUGUGAGAAUACGCGAAUGAUGUGAGGUGUACCCGUGGUGUGGUGUCUUGCAGAACGUAUUUAUAGCCCAAAUUGCCUCCGUUCCCAUUGGCAACAUGUGUGCUUAGCAUGAGGGUUCCUGAGCUGAGGCUGAGCUGGGUGUGAAGAAAGCAAUUGAGAUUUGUGUCCUCUUAGAUACUAGAUAUUAGAAGCUCAUCAAGAAACAUAUCCACUAGAGCGGUAGCAAGUGAUCUUAUUCUCGACCGCAAAAAGCGCCUAAAAUGUCCGACGAAUCGUAUGAAAUGAGCACGCCGGAGGAUGCCGUUGGAGCCUCCUCCACCGGUGUGGGUAGUCGCCGGAUCGGUGCAGUGAAGCUGGAACCCUUGCAUAUUCCAGCGGUUCCUGCCGUGGAACAAGAGAUUGCCGCACCAUCACUGAUUGCGGCACGGCUCUUCAAACCGGUCACCGUUAGCUUCAAGAACCUGUCGUACUCGGUACGCAAUGGAAUAUUUCGCAAAGGUCGGGACAUACUGAAAGAUAUCAGCGGAGAGUUCCGGGCCGGGGAGCUAACCGCCAUCAUGGGACCGUCCGGUGCGGGCAAAAGCACUCUGCUGGAUAUUUUGGCGGGCUUUACUGAGGGUGGUUUCACCGGUGAAAUUCUUGUCAACAAGCAGGUUCGAGAUUUGAAACGGUUUCGACGGCUAUCCGCCUACAUCAUGCAGGACCACGAUCUGCAGCCACAUUUGACCGUACUGGAGGCGAUGCAUUUUUCCGCCAAUCUCAAAAUCGGAGCCGAACUCAGCCCAGCUAGUAAGAAAAUUCGCAUGAACGAAAUUCUCCGUGCCAUCGGACUGUACGACGCGAAGAAAACGCGCACGGGAAAGUUAUCCGGAGGUCAGAAAAAGCGUCUAGCGAUUGCGCUGGAAAUUGUGAACAAUCCGCCGGUAAUGUUUUUCGACGAACCGACGAGCGGUUUGGACAGCUCCACCUCGACACAGUGUGUGGCACUGUUGAAGCAGCUGGCCCGCGAAGGUCGCACGAUCAUCUGCACGAUACAUCAACCGUCCGCGCUGCUGUUCAACAUGUUCGACCAUCUGUACGCGGUCGCAGAAGGUGAAUGCAUCUACACCGGCGGCACUGGUAACAUUGUGUCGUUCCUGAAAGAGCUCGACAUCGUCUGCCCGGAACAUUACAAUCCCUCCGAUUACUUGUUGGAGAUCGCAACGCACGACUAUGGUCGACUGAACGAUAAUCUAGUCGAAAAAAUGAUGAACGGUCAGAGCAACUUCUACCGCAACCCGGAACCAUUUUCACCAUCGUUCGAGAGCAAACUGUUGCCGAUCAAGGAAUCGUCACCGGACGGACCGAUGGUGCUGCUAGAGAUGCCACUGUUUCCCGAGCACGAUAGCAUUCAGCGGCCGGUAUCGCCCGUGCUAGCCAAACCAAAGAAGCUCGCCAAAAAGCUAUCAUUCAACCCGGAACGUUGGUGCGGGCGGGACGAGAUAUACACGACUAGCUUUUGUAGACAAUUUUCGCUACUGCUGCUCCGUACCUUUCUCAUACUGAGCCGGGACCGUUCGCUCAUGACGAUGCGAUUCGCUAUCCACUGUCUCAUUGCGCCACUGAUCGGUAUGCUGUACUUUGGCAUUGGCAAUCAGGCUGCCCAGAUCUUCAACAACUACAACUACGUGUUCUUCUCGAUCAUGUUUCUGAUGUUUACUGCGUUCAGCUCGAUGACUAUGGCCUUUCCGCUCGAGUUGCCGAUCAUCACACGGGAGCAUUUCAACCGCUGGUACUCGUUGCGGGCGUACUACAUCGCCAUGACGGUGGCUGACAUUCCAAUACAGCUGCUCUGUACCGUCACGUACAUACUCAUCACGUACUACAUGACUGGUCAACCACCGGAAGCCUUCCGGGUGGGGCUGUUUACGUUGAUCUGUCUCAUGGUGGCUUGGGUAGCGCAAGGACUCGGUCUGCUGGUCGCAUCACUAUUCGACGUGAAGAACGGUGCAAUAUUUGGACCCUUCUUCAUCUGUCCGUUCCUGAUAUUCUCCGGGUUCUUCAUUCACCUUACGGAUGCACACCCGGUAAUGCACUGGCUGUUUCACAUCUCGUUCCUUAAGUACGCCCUGCAGGGUGCAGCCAUGGCCAUCUUCGGUUACGACCGACAACGCAUGGACUGUGACGAGACGUACUGUCACUUCGUGUUGCCAAAGAAGUUCCUGAAGGAGGUCGACAUGCUUGACGCGGACUUUGUCGAGGCUGUGAUAGCGCUUAGUGUGAUAUUUUUCGUCUUUAGGGUAGCGGCCUUCUACGUGAUGCAGUACCGGAUGAAGAAUAGUGUCGACGCAGUGGCACUCAAUGUUGAGGAUGCCAUAUUGGGGCAGAAGUUAACGUUGACCUUCCGGCAUAUCUGCUAUCGACGGAAGGAUCAGAAUGGUGGACGACCGAAGGAUAUCAUUAAGAAUGUUUCGGGAAAGUUUCAACCUGGUCGGUUGGUGGCAAUACUGGGCCCAUCCGGUGCAGGGAAGUCUUCGCUGUUAGGCAUCCUGUCCGGAUUGAGGCAAACAGGAUUUAUUGGCACGAUUGAAGUGAAUGGAUACAUGCUGGAUAGGAGAAAGUAUCGCCAACAAUGCGUUUACAUCCAGCAGGACUUCAACCUGAUCGAUCACUUGACGGUGCUGGAAACGAUGAACUAUGCGGCGGAACUGAAGCAGCCCAAUAAAUCCGAAAUGGUGCGUAAGAAGAAGGUGAACGAUAUCUUGCACAUCUUGGGUCUCGAUAGUGGUAAGCGCACGCUGGUGAAGAAACUAUCCGGCGGUGAGAAGAAACGACUGUCGAUCGGGAUCGAGUUGGUGAGCAAUCCACCAAUAAUUCUGCUAGAUGAACCAACGAGCGGACUGGACAGUGUUUCCGCUAUGGAGCUUAUGAGCUACGUCAAAACAGUCGCCAGCGAGGGCCGUACCGUGGCCUGUGUCAUCCACCAACCUUCGUCCAGCUUGUUCCAGCUGUUCGACGACCUGUACCUCCUGUCCGGCGGGACGUGCAUCUACAAUGGUCCCCUGGACGGAAUGGUCGGAUCGUUUGCGGAAACCGGCUUCCAUUGUCCCAAGUUCUACAACCGAGCCGACUUUGCGUUAGAGGUAGCGUCAAAGCCACUGCGGGAACUGGAACAGCUGGUGCAGCGUUACAGCAGAUUCGCAACCGAGUCGAAGCAAUCGCGACAGGAAAACAGUAUCAAGGACGACGGUCUCAUCGAGUCAACGCUGGAUGAAGAUAUCGUGCAAGAGCGCACCAAAACCGCAUCGCACGGGCGUUAUCACAUUUCGCAAUGGAAGCAGUUUUAUGUGCUGUUGCGAAGGUCGUUGCGUGUGACGUCGAGAGAUUUUUUUUUUGCUCAACUUCGUGUUAUUGCCCACAUAUUGGUAGGCGUCCUGCUGGGGGCGGUGUUCUAUAAUUCCGGUCAAGAUGGUGCCCUGGUCAUGGUGAAUGGUGCCUGUUUGUUCUUCUUUCAGCUAUUCAUAUUCUUCGGCAACUCAAUGCCAUGCGUUAUAACUUUUCCUCUCGAAACCAAAGUGUUCAUACGGGAGCGGCUCAACAAUUGGUAUUCACUCGAGGCGUACUAUUUGUCAAAAAUUGUCGCUGAUCUACCGCUGCAGAUCAUAUGCCCAUCGCUGUUCCUCAUGAUCGCUUACUACCUCACCGGACAACCCUUGGAAUGGGAACGGUUCGGUAAGCUUUGCUUGAUACUGCUGCUUCUUGGCAUAUUCGCCCAAACGGUGGGCCUUCUGUCCGGAGCCGCAUUUGACAUACAAAUGGCUACCUUCUUUGUGCCGUGCUUCAGUAUUCCAUCGUUGCUAUUUUCUGGCUUUUUCGUAAAAUCGUACGAAAUGAACGAAUAUCUCAGCUAUAUCGCGUACACGUCGUUCUUCCGCUACAGCCUGCAAGGAUCGCUGCAGGCAAUUUACGGCGGCAAUAGGACGGCGUUUCCCUGCUCGAAGGACAUCUGUUACUACAACAAGCCGAGCAAAUUUCUCAAGUUCAUGGACACCCGGCAGGAUGGGUUCUGGGAGAAUGUGUACAUACUGUUGGGAUUCAUUGCAGUGUUUCAAAUAAUUCUGUACAUUGUUUUGCGCUUACGUUUGAAAAUAUAUAAAUAA
This is a messenger RNA of Anopheles moucheti, 4425 nucleotides long. RefSeq lists its product as uncharacterized. The record is from RefSeq and is a predicted model, not a curated record. Gene Ontology annotation, molecular function: ATP binding; ABC-type transporter activity; ATP hydrolysis activity. Gene Ontology annotation, cellular component: plasma membrane. NCBI's taxonomy places the organism in Eukaryota, Metazoa, Arthropoda, Insecta, Diptera, Culicidae. The transcript is spliced from 12 exons. The coding region runs from base 547 to 4425 and encodes 1292 amino acids.